AUGUACGUAUACGGACAGGAACGUUCGGUGUCCGUGUAUUGGGAUGGACGCGCAACAAGUCGCGCUGCCGCCGCGCUGCUGAUUACUGCGCUGCGAUACGGCUUGCGCUACCAGAAUCUACGCCUAGUACGGGCGCCUACCACAAUAUGCCACUUUGCGAUCAUUACGGGUAUGCAAGAUGAUUGCAAGGAAUUCGAUCAAUCCAACUCUAUAUUCGAUAACCUCAUGCUGCUCCCAGCAAUAGGCUGGGCUGAAAGACCUUGUUUCGCCUUGGAAGUGUGUCAUCAAAGAGAGGUAGUUCCACUUCGAUUGCAGGUGGCCGGCGGAAGUGCUGCACCACUGCGUUUGCAUAUGCAUGUAUUUCUCAAGGCAACUGCUCGCACGUUGCAUCAAUGUCGAAAUUCAAGUCACUGGAGCUUCUACAGGGACCAUAAGGCACUUAUAGAAUGCGGAUUCACACCAAAUAAAUCGGAAUCAGAUGCAAUAUUAUGGUAUGCUAAAAAUUCACCCGAAGGAAACAAGACAAUGAAAGUAUUUGUCAACAGACAAACUGCAACUUCAUUACAUAUCAAAUUCAAACCUUUAAAUUCAGAAAUGGAUCUCCAUAUUUUAAUACUUAAUGCUAUACAAAAUCAAAACAAAUCAGUUUUGUUUAUUGAUUACGAUAUUUGGAAAGAUUUACCAGGAGUUCAGCUAGUAGAACCACCUCCUUGCUCAGAGCAAAACUGUAAAAAUGAGUUAGAUCCUACACGUUCAUUGCGAGUUGCUGAUGUCAUAGUAUUAAAACAACUCGCCCCUCAUUUAUUGAGGGUUUUUGAAUAUUUUUCACCGACAUCAAGACAAUUACGAGAAGUGCUACAGCUUGAAACAAAACAAUCCACAGCCGAUAUCGAGGAAGCAGCAUGUGAAUGGGCAUUAAAUAACACGUCCACUUUUGAUUCUUGGUACCGAAUUAAAUUCUCCCGACAGUUCUGGAUAGUCAUAUUUUUAUGUAAAAAUGAUGAAGACAAAGACGAUUAUAAAAAAAUAGUACGUGUUGUUGAGCAAUUUUAUCGCCCAAGUACAAAGUUUAAUGUUUCAGCAUAUUUUAUAGAAGUCGACUGUUCAAGCGAAAGUGAUUUAACAAACAAAUUAAUAAAAGCCUCUGUUACAAAACGCUGGGCAAACGUAAUAGGUGCAUUAGCAGCUGGUUCAGGUACCAAAAUGGCAGCAGAGUAUGCCAUGCAAACGGAAACAGCAUUGGUGUUGUAUGAUUUGCCUAAUGAGGGCGUGCGCCUCGGCCCAACAGUAUACGCCGUCGGUGGGACACUUAAACAAUUGGCAAUUGCAACACGACAUUUUAUUUCUUCACAUAAAUGGCGCCGACUCGCUAUUCUCUCAGAGGAGACACAAAUAGCUAAGGAUUUUGUUAAAGCUCUUCAACGCGAUAAGAAUCUUAUCAUACGCAAUACAUAUUUACAUAACGAAACAGACUUUAUUGAAUAUUUACAAUCCUUAAAAAAUUCAAGAGCUCGAAUUCUAUUACUAAAUUCAAUUUCAAAUAUAUCUAAAGAUAUUCUUUGUUUGGCACAACAAUUGGGCAUGACAUUUUCUAAUGGAUACGUUUGGAUAUUACGGGAAUGGCAUCAGAAAAGUUAUAAAUGUGUUAAUUUAUUGAAUCUUGAAGAAUUUCCUCUUUUUACAAUCUCAUACUGGUGGCAAGGGCACAAUGACGGAAACGAAAACAAUAUUUUACACAACAUGUUAAAAGUGAUCAAUAGGAAUACUUUCUUACCUCCUCUAGCUGUUCCAAUGGCAGACGCUUUGCAGUUAGUAAUAAAGAGUUUCGACUCAUUUACAAGAAACUAUGCUCCACGCUUAAAUGACAUGCAUGGAAACGGAACUGUAAGGUUACUUUUGAAUAAUUUAGAAAAACAACAUUUUGAUGGAUUGCUUCAAAAUCUACAUUAUGUAAAAGGAUCUCUUGCAAACCCUUUAGUAUUUAUCAAGAAAUGGAUUGGUAACCGUUCUACAUUAGAAACAAAUUGGACCGUCAUCAAUGAAUCUAUAAAAAUUGAUAUUCCACAACAAAUAUUCAUAGACGAUAACCUGUCAGAUGGAUCUCAUAAUUGCUUUACAAAAACUGUUAGAGACCCUUUUGACCCAUAUUGUCAGGAUAGCUUAUGGUUCACUAUCACAAGUUUUCUUGUAUUAAUUAUUAUCCUUUUCUGCAUAUCUUGGAAAAUCCGAAUGAGAAAUUUUGCACACCAUGAUGCUAUAUUGACGGCACAGUUAUUGGCUCAAAGAAAAGUUUAUUCAACAACACUCAAUGACCAUUUAGUUGAUCGUGGAGCUCUCGACCUUUAUCACGACUUAGGACGAGGAUGUUAUGGUCGUGUAAGAUAUGGAGUACUUCGAGCUCCUAAUGGUAUAUCUGUAUCUGUUGCUGUAAAAGAGCUUGUCGGGGACGACGCUCCUGCUGAAGAAAGCGAAUUAUUACGAGAAGCAGUUACUCUUGCGUCUUUGCGGCAUCCUAACAUUGUACGACUGAUAGGUGUCUGUACAACAGAUGGACCUCUUCUUGUAUUAAUGGAAUACGCCCUUUUCGGAAAUUUGAGAGAGUAUCUCAAUAAGCGACGACAUCUUGUUGACAACACACUAGAAUGUACGGAUAUUGACGACGAAGCCUUUUACAUAUCUGCCGAAUCAAUAACAAAACUGGCACGGGAAGCAGUCUCUGCUUUGGAAUAUUUAUCGAGUGAGAGGUUAGUUCACCGGGACAUUCGUGCAGCUAAUUGUCUCAUUGAUGAACAGCGCUCACUUAAGUUAGCAGAUUUCGGAUUAGCUCGAACGACAGGCACGGGUGACUCCGGUGGCGAUGGAGAAUACUUGUGCCGGCGACGUGGAUUAUUUCCAGUAUUAUGGAUGGCUCCGGAGAGCCUGGAACUAGGCGUGUUUACUACAGCAUCUGAUAUAUGGGCAUUAGGCGUUCUGCUGUUGGAGAUGAUUACGCUCGGUGCGCGUCCUUACGGCGACUGGCUUCCCAGUCGUGUUAUGAAUUAUGUAUGUGAUGGUGGGCACCCCCCGCUACCCAUUAAUAUUUUACCUGAAACGGAGCAGUUAUUGCUGCGAUGCUGGCGACAAAAUCCAGAGGAACGUAUCACUGUUACUGAAGUUGGACGGGAACUGGCAGAACACCCCAGUAUAAUGGGGCGAAUACUUGGACCUAUAGAUCUCAUACUCAACAAAGAGUCCCUUAUACAAGAUGGUGAUGUGGUUUUUAUGAGAUAUCAGUGAUUUAAUAAGUCUGUUACAACUGUUGAUAUUUGAUACGAUACUUUAAAUACAUUAUAAUUUUAAUGGAUAAGUAAAAGUUCUUUUUUUUGUUACUAGAAAAAUAAUA
This is a messenger RNA of Diatraea saccharalis (sugarcane borer), 3382 nucleotides long. Lineage: Eukaryota; Metazoa; Arthropoda; Insecta; Lepidoptera; Crambidae. The record is from the annotation of a GenBank genome assembly.